CUUGAGACGGAAGCGGAACCAGGUAUUGGUUUGUGUGGAGAACGUUGUAAAAUUCAGCCCCCCCCCCCGCUCCCCAGCACACACCAACGAGCACCUCUCCUAUUUCCUCUCUGUUCCGAUUCGAGAUGUUUAACCGACAGACGAGCCUGUGGAUGGGUGACUUGGACCCAUACAUGGAUGAGACCUUCAUCAAACAGGCCUUUAGUGCCAUGGGAGAGUCGCCGUUUGGAGUCAAGAUCAUCACUCACAGGAUAACAGGUGGUUCAGCAGGAUACUGCUUUGUGGAGCUAGCCGAUGAAGCCAGCGUCGACCGCUGCGUCCAAAGGCUGAACGGGAAACUGGUUCCUGGAUCAAACCCGCCCCGGAAGUUUAAGCUAAACUAUGCCACCUAUGGAAAAAGGCCAGAGGCAGGGCCAGAGUUCUCAGUGUUUGUGGGGGACUUGGCCUCCGAGGUGGAUGACUUCCAACUGCACCAAGUUUUCAAGAAGUACCUUUCCUGCAAGGGAGCCAAAGUAGUCACGGACCAGUAUGGAUACUCCAGAGGCUACGGCUUCGUCAAGUUCGGGGAGGAGGGCGAGCAGAAGAAGGCCAUCGAGGAGUGCCAGGGCACCAUGCUGGGGGGGAAGCCGCUCAGACUCAGCAUCGCUGUGGCCAAGAGCCAGAAGAUGAGCAACUACCACGGGGGCCAGGGCCAGAAUUACCAUAGCAACUACAACCAGCCCCAGUCCAGUUACUACGGCAACCAGGGCAACGGGGGUCAGGGGGGUUACUACUCCCAGUGGGGUGGCUAUGACCAGUACAGCGGCUACAACAGCGGCUACGGCAGUGGCUACAACUACGGGCCCUAUGGGUACCCUCCACCAGGCCACGUGGUGCCACCACCUCCCAUGGGGAUGCCACCCGCUGACAUGUCGGGAGCUGUGGAGCAGAGUCACGAGGAGGGCGGAGAUGUAGACGAGGAUAAUUCAGAAGAGCCCAUCCCUGAAUGUGAUGUGGAUCAGUGGAACAAAGAUUUCAUGCAGAGGAGCGAGGAGCUCUACGACGCCAUGAUGAGCUCUCACUGGGAACCCCUGGACUCUGUUAACUCCCCUAUCCCCUCCCUCUCCUGAUAGGUCUUCUUCUUCUGAUCCCUCCUUAAAGCUUAAAUAUUUCUUCUUCUUUUUAGGAUUUUAUACUUCCGUUAUGUAAUACCACAUGGAGACCUUUAAAAGGCCCCGCUUUAGCUCGUCGUUUCGGUACACACCGAUGUUACUCGUCCUAUAUUCAAAAGUACGCACAAAUAUUCACUUGAUUUUAAAGUUUACCAUGUUGGUAAUAUUCAAAAGGUUGUUCAAUAAUCAGUGAAGUGUAGUGCACACUGUUUAUAAACCAGAGCUCCAAGUUUUGGGAUGACGCACUGAAGUUGUCUUCUCCAAUAUUUCACCAUUUAACAAUAUCACAAAGGGACUUUACUGUCAUGUAAUCCAUGAUGGUGACACCAGCAAAAGCUACAAAAGUACAAAAAUUGCCUUAAUUAUCAUUUACCAUGCAGUUCCCUUUUAAUCUAUGAUGGUCAUUACAUUGACCUAGUUUAAACGGGAGGUCUCCUCAUAUUGUUUCUUCUUUUUUUUAUGAAGGAAUUUACUUCUGUUUUUUAUUUUAUUUUUCUGAUACAUAAAAGUAUGGAAAGAUAAUGGCAUUGACUUUAUCCAACAGUAAUAAUCAAUCACAUUUUCCAGACAAUGAGCUCAACGUCAUCUCGUUUAAUCUCUGGAUGCUCUGGAUGGUGCGACCUCCCAGUGCUUUUGAGCGCUGUGAAACAGCUCACUUGCUGGGUCAGACGUCCAGGCAGUGUUUAUUUUCUGCUAUUUGAUGGCUGAUGCUUUGUAUAUAUUUUCUUUGUGGAAAUGUUUUAUCAAUAAAACAAAUUUAGGAAGGUU
This is a messenger RNA of Cyclopterus lumpus (lumpfish), 1919 nucleotides long. RefSeq names its product tRNA selenocysteine 1 associated protein 1b (gene trnau1apb). The coding region runs from base 126 to 1109 and encodes 327 amino acids. The record is from RefSeq and is a predicted model, not a curated record. The transcript is spliced from 9 exons. Lineage: Eukaryota; Metazoa; Chordata; Actinopteri; Perciformes; Cyclopteridae. Gene Ontology annotation, molecular function: RNA binding.